Molecule: messenger RNA, 1695 nt
Organism: Diospyros lotus (date-plum)
Lineage: Eukaryota; Viridiplantae; Streptophyta; Magnoliopsida; Ericales; Ebenaceae
Product: ras-related protein RABA5a-like
Exons: 5
Coding region: 571-1254 (227 amino acids)
Cellular component (GO): endosome
Molecular function (GO): GTPase activity; GTP binding
Source: RefSeq, a predicted model, not a curated record
UGUUUGUCCUCUCUCUCUACAGUGCACCCGCUCUCCUCUCCUCGAAUCGCUAACCCUAACCCCAACCCCAACUCUCUCACCAUCACAUAACGGUUAAUUCUCUCAAUUUUGGCAUCUUAUUUGGAUUUCUAUUAUAGCUCGAGCAAUUUUAUUCGAUCCUAUUCAUGCAUCCGCAUUUUGACGCUUCUGAUUUCGCAUGUGAUCUGGUCGCAACCGACAUCGAGAGAGAUAGACGGGGAAAGUGGUAUUCGAUCAUCGGCAAGGUUUAAGGUCAUAACACCGGAGGGAAAUGUGAGCACAAGCAUAGUGGGCCAGAGUGGGAAUCUGGAAUAACCAAUUGCUUGGCCCUGACCAUUCGAAGGGGGGUGGAGCAGUUGCACCCAACAAGCACACUUCCAGACUGUCAAUUCCAAAGGUCAAGUACCUUAAAACUUGCCUUAGCAGGAUCACGUUGGAAUCAAAAGUAGAGAUUAUUCCAGGUGUUAUCUCCUGUAGAGUGUACAUGAUAUGAAGAUUUACAUCAGCUAAUAUGGUUCUCUAGUUGUGUGCGACAUUUUGCCUGUGUUGGAAAUGGCAUUUUAUUCCGAGGAGGACCAAACUGAAGAUUACCUUUUCAAGGUUGUUUUGGUUGGUGAUUCAGCUGUUGGGAAAUCCAAUUUGCUUGCUAGAUUUGCAAGAGAUGAAUUCUACCCUAAUUCAAAAUCAACCAUAGGAGUCGAGUUCCAAACUCAGAAGAUGGAUAUCAAUGGGAAGGAAGUUAAAGCACAGAUCUGGGACACAGCUGGUCAAGAGCGGUUCAGGGCUGUUACAUCUGCAUAUUACAGGGGUGCAGUGGGAGCUCUUCUUGUUUAUGACAUCAGUAGACGUCAAACAUUUGAUAGCAUUGGCAGAUGGCUUAAUGAACUUCACACUCACUCUGACAUGAAUGUGGUAACAAUACUUGUUGGGAACAAGUCGGACCUUAAAGAUGCAAGGGAGGUCACCACAGCAGAAGGCAAGGCCUUGGCAGAGGCACAGGGUCUGUUUUUCAUGGAAACUUCAGCUCUCGAUUCCUCCAAUGUUACUUCCGCUUUCCAGACAGUUGUUAGAGAGAUCUACAAUAUUUUGAGCAGGAAGGUAAUGCAAUCUCAAGAGCCCAGUAAACAAGAUCCUGCGUUGGGAAGUGGUAAGACUGUUGUUUUACAGGGAGAAGAGACCGAAGAAGUAGAUAUUCAACAACCACCACGUAAACAAGGUGGGUGCUGUUCAUCCUAAAGCUAAAGCUAAAGGCUACUCUGAUUUUAUGGGCCAGUGUGGACCCGUCAUCAUCCUUUUACUCCACUGCAGGUUCGCCCAACUCCCAAUCUGUGACUUGAUAAAAGUAUGGAAUUUCUUGCUUGCCCGAUGUAAUUUAAUUCUUGUUCUUGUUAAAAUACGGAUCAAAGAACGCACGUUCGUUCUGUUUAUUCUGUCUUCUGUUUCUUUUUUGGGUUAUGAGGAGGAGGAAAGGAAAUGGGAGUAGAAAAUGUAAAUGACUUGGUGCGAAUAAAAUGGGAUGUUAUUUAUAAUUGUUUGUUAUAAGUGGCUGGUCCGCUCUUGUUUCCUUUUUCUCCGCCUCUGCCUCUCCCUCCAUCUCAUCUGCCCUUGCUGCCUUGGUGUUGAGUAAUGGCAAUGAGCACCCACGUUACUCUGAUUGUCUCCAGUAGGAAGAAUGUU